This is a messenger RNA of Salvelinus sp. IW2-2015, 1372 nucleotides long. Its product is annotated as sodium/calcium exchanger 2-like. The record is from RefSeq and is a predicted model, not a curated record. Gene Ontology annotation, biological process: cell communication; sodium ion transmembrane transport; calcium ion import across plasma membrane. Gene Ontology annotation, cellular component: sarcolemma; postsynapse; axon. NCBI's taxonomy places the organism in Eukaryota, Metazoa, Chordata, Actinopteri, Salmoniformes, Salmonidae. Gene Ontology annotation, molecular function: calcium:sodium antiporter activity.
UAACCUCCUGUUUGUGAGUGUAUGUCAGAGUGCGAAUCGAUCCGCGGCUACAACAGCACAAUUAACGGGAGCAGUUUUUCAUGUUAACAACAGCAGUAUUUGCAUUACGACCACACCUUCAUUGAGCGACGCUAAAAACUUGGAUAUAAGGUGAGCUAGUCCUACCCCUCCCUGGCAUCUUCUCCUCGUCUCUCUUCGUCCGCCUCAUCCCUCUCUUCCCCCGACAUUCUCCACCAUGGCACUCCUCCCCACCUCUCUUUCUGCCUCCGUCCCCUUCCUCCUCUUCCUCCUCCUCCCCCUUCCUYCACCCUGCGCCCUGGAGUCUCUACGAGGAGGAGGAGUAGGAGAGGAAGAGAACCGCUCCAUCUCCACCAUGUCCUAUCCCUCCAUGUCUCCGGAGUUCUGGAGCAACAGCAGCACGGGGCUGGGCGGCAGUUCAAAGUGUUCGCAGCCGGUGGUGUGCAGGCCGGGCACCCUGCUGCCCGUGUGGAAGCCCCUGAGCCCCGGGCUGGGCGACCAGGUGGCCAGGGCCGUGGUCUACUUCACCUGUCUCAUGUACAUGUUCCUGGGAGUGUCCAUCAUCGCAGACCGUUUCAUGGCCUCUAUCGAGGUCAUAACCUCACAGGAGAAGGAGGUGACCAUCACCAUGCCAAGCGGUGAGACAUCUGUGGCCACUGUACGUAUCUGGAACGAGACUGUGUCCAACUUGACUCUGAUGGCUCUAGGCUCCUCCGCCCCAGAGAUCCUGCUGUCUGUCAUCGAGGUGUGUGGGCAUGGGUUCGAGGCRGGUGAGCUGGGCCCGGGCACCAUCGUGGGCAGCGCCGCCUUCAACAUGUUUGUGAUCAUCGCCCUCUGUGUGUGGGUCAUCCCUGAAGGAGAGACCAGGAAGAUCAAACACCUGCGUGUGUUCUUCAUCACAGCCUUCUGGAGUAUCUUCGCCUAUAUCUGGCUCUUCCUCAUCCUCUCUGUCAUCUCACCCGGAGUAGUGGAGGUCGGCAUCAUCGAUGAUGACAUCUUCGAGGAGGAYGAGCACUUUUUCGUGCGGCUGCUCAACCUGCGCAUUGGUGACGCCGAGGGGAUGUUCGAAAGUGAUGAGCCAGGCGCGGGACCCAAGGGCCACCUGGUGGAGCCACUGGUCGCCACGGUGACCAUCCUGGACGACGACCAUGCUGGCAUCUUCACAUUCCGUGAUCGGCUGGUGCGCGUCAGCGAGAGCGUUGGCACCAUGGAGAUCUCAGUGGUGAGGAACUCGGGCGCCCGCGGCACGGUGAUCCUGCCCUAUCACACGGAGGCGGGCACUGCGAAGGGGGGCGGCGUGGACUACGAGGACACCCGGGGAGAGCUGGAGUUCUCCAACGACCAGACAACGUGA